Messenger RNA from Macrosiphum euphorbiae (potato aphid), 3216 nucleotides. The record is from the annotation of a GenBank genome assembly. Lineage: Eukaryota; Metazoa; Arthropoda; Insecta; Hemiptera; Aphididae.
AUGACAAACAAAACUAAAAAAAAUGAAACGGCCGAGCAAGCGUUGGAAUGUGCGCGUAUUGCACGUAACCGCGCACAAAAAUCAAUAUCGGAUAUUUUGAACAUCGCGAGGCUAUCUGUGAACAAUCCCGCGAAACGGGAACAAUUAUCCGCUAGUGUGAAACGCUUAGAUAGUUUUUUUUCUCGUUUUCAAGCUGAACAAGAUGUUAUUAUUAAUUCAUUGGUCGUUGUCGGUCGUUCCGAUGAGUACGAAAAGAUCGAUUCACUCGUAGUGGAUACCGUCGAAGCCGUUGUCGACGAAAUUCGCGAAAUUGUUGAUCGAACGUCCGAAGUAACCGCGGCCAUACAACCGGUGCCGUUGCGACAAUCGUUUAGCACGUUUCCGAAAAUUGAAUUGCCGUCGUUCGAUGGGUCCAUAAAAAAUUGGUGUGCGUUCCGUGAUAGUUUUAAAUCUCUUGUACAUGAAGAUUCCAAUGUCGAUAAUAUACACAAAUUUCAGUUGUUGUCACAGAGUCUGACCGGUUCUGCAUUAUCUGUAAUUAAAUCUAUUCCGUUGUCGGCUGCGAAUUAUAACGUUGCGUGGGCAGCGCUCACCGACCGAUUUGAAAAUAAACGUUUGCUCGCAACUGCUCAUUCGGACAAGCUUUUCGCUUUCAAACCUAUAGCAUCGAAGUUAGUACUUACCGCCGCGAGUAAUCCUAUUCAUAAGAAUAAAGGCCUGUCGUCAUCUUCGUCAAAAUUGAACAAACCUAAAAAUUGCACUAUUUGUAAUCGUGGUAAACAUUUUUUGUAUCAUUGUCCGGAAUUUAAGACAUAUUCCGUAUCACCGCGUCGGGAAUACGUCAAAGAAAAUAAACUGUGUUUUUCGUGUAUGAGUUCAACACACAUUGAAGACACGCCCAACACGAAGCGAGGAGUGUUAUCCGCCAUUGCUAGAUUGUUUGACCCCAUUGGUGCCCUCGGUCCGAUGCUAUUGUGGGCUAAGUCAUUCAUGCAACAACGUUGGCAGACGCAGUUAAAUUGGGACACUCCGCUUCCCCCACAUCGAGCCCCACAUCUACGUAUAGCAUGGCGUCAAUUUUUAUCAGAGCUUCCGUCGUUGUCUAACCUUACUAUCACUCGCCAUAUUGACAUCCGGGAAUAUCAGGACGUUCAGCUUCUAGGAUUCGCCGAUGCGUCCCAACGGGGUUACGCCGCGAACGUGUACCUUCGUGUGGUCCAUCCAUCUGUUAAGGUUUCCGUUUCUCUUGUAACAUGCAAGACCAAGGUCGCCCCUUUGAAGGGUAGUGAAAGGGAUGAGUCUCUUACCAUACCUAGGUUAGAGUUAUGUGCGGCCCUAUUGUUGGCUCAGUUGUUGCAUCGUCUCCACACGAAAAUCGCGUCUGUCAUUCCUAUAUCACAUGUGCGUGCCUGGACUGACUCGUCAGUCGUCUUGUCUUGGCUUACGGCGGAUCAAAAAAUGUUCAAGAUUUUUGUUACUAACAGAGUAGCCAAAAUUCAUACUCUACUUCCAAAUGGCAAGUGGUCACAUGUACGUACCACAGAGAAUCCUGCGGACCCUUCAUCACGCGGAUUAUUGCCUAGUGACCUUGUAGCUUGUACGCUGCAUUGGAAGGGUCCAACGUUUUUACAGCUUUCGGAAGAUCAAUGGCCAGGACCACAGAUCGAAACACUCAGUCUUGACGGCUUACCUGAGGUGAAGAAUCCGUCCACGUGCGUGAUGGUUGUCUGUGAAACGCCGAGCUUCGAUACCUUUCUACUUCGUUUUUCGUCAUGGUCCCGUCUUCAACAUGCGUUAGCAUAUGCGUUGCGCUUCGUUGAUCGUGUAAUCGUAAAGCGACCCACGAACACGGACGCCCUUACACCAGAUGAAUUACAGCGUGCAAUGCGACUUGCCGUUCGAGUCACUCAACGUACAUAUUUUCCCGAGCUCCUAAAACAACUGGCCAAACCCAACCAACUAGUGACGCCCCCGACUAUGGCUCAGUUAGCACCUUUUAUGGACCAUGCAGGAUUAAUUCGAGGUGGUGGUCGGUUGCAGCGUUCAAUGUUGUCUGAUGACGCGAAACAACCGUAUCUACUUCCGAAGGAAUCCCACGUCACGUCACUGCUGAUCACCGCGUUUCAUCGAAGACUCUUACACGCAGGACCAAAGCUCAUCAUCGCGAUGCUAAGUCAAGAAUUUUGGAUUGUGUCAUGCCGGGAGGCCGUUCGUCGUGUUAUUUUUAAGUGUGUCACGUGCACAAGGCACAAAGCACUACAUCCAACACCUCGUAUGGGUAUCCUGCCUGAAGCUCGUGUCCAUUCAGUUCGCGCGUUUUCGAGUGUCGGCACGGAUUAUGGAGGACCCUACCUCAUUAAAGAAUGUAAAAGACGAAACACGAAAACCACUAAAGUCUACAUUGCGUUAUUUGUUUGUAUGGCUACCAAAGCCAUACAUCUUGAAAUUGUUUCCGAUUUGACAGCCGACGCGUUUCUUGCCGCUCUAGAUAGAUUUGUCGCACGCCGGGGUGUACCAGCACAUGUGUAUUCAGAUUGCGGCACAAACUAUGUUGGUGCUGCUGGACUGUUAAAACAGAUAUUUCGGGAUAAAAACGUCCAAACCCAAGUGUCCGCUCAUGUCGUUUGUGAUUGGCAUUUCAAUCCACCUGCCACGCCGCAUUUUGGUGGACUCUGGGAGGCGGGCAUCAAAAGCGUGAAGUUCCAUUUGAAACGAGUGAUUGGCACUCAAGUGCUUACCUACGAAGAGUUCGAGACAUUGUGUGUUCGAAUCGAGGGAAUUCUUAACUCACGCCCUCUCACUCCAGCUUCGAUGGACCCACAUGAUCACACCGCCUUGACCCCUGGACAUUUCCUCAUCGGACAACCAAUCAUGGAAGUACCAGAAGUAAACCUCAUCGAGAUUCCGAUGAAUCGACUGACACGUUGGCAGCUUCUUCGACAGAUGCAUCAGUCGUUCUGGAAGCGAUGGUCACGGGAGUACUUGAAUACGCUCCAGGGUCGUCAGAAAUGGACUACUAUCCAGGAUAACCUUAAAGUGGGGGAUCUUGUCAUUGUGGAUGCUCCAAAUCAGCCCCCUUCCGUGUGGCGUAUGGGACGCAUUACAGCUGUUCAUCCAGGUCCAGACCAAAUCGUCCGCGUAAUUACCAUCAUCACACAAGAUGGGGAGAUGAAGAGACCGGUGGUCAAAGUUGUUAAACUGCCAACAGAUAAGUAG